Messenger RNA from Parasteatoda tepidariorum (common house spider), 2704 nucleotides. Its product is annotated as solute carrier family 60 member 1. Gene Ontology annotation, biological process: transmembrane transport. The record is from RefSeq and is a predicted model, not a curated record. Lineage: Eukaryota; Metazoa; Arthropoda; Arachnida; Araneae; Theridiidae. Gene Ontology annotation, molecular function: D-glucose transmembrane transporter activity.
CAAGUCACGUGAUCCUUUAUCGAACGGUUACUUUUACCGUUCUCCCUGACGCAGCUCCAAAUAUUCCGCUAUUCGAAUGUUCUAAAGCACUUGCUUUAUUAUUUCUCCUAAAAUUUAUGCUUGUUCCUCUUUGCUCUCUGCGCUCUCAGUUUUGUAUUAUCAACGAUAUUUGAACUUUAAAAAUAAUAGUCUGCUUUUCCUUUAAACUUUCAGAUUGUUCCACAUUCGAAAAGUGUUCGAUUCGACAAAUGUUUUUUCUCGGAAAUCAAUGAACUGGAUUGCUCCUGAAACAUGAUGGUGAUAGGUGACGAAGCAUAUUGUUAGUUUAUUCAGUUUUUUCUUUUUAAAGUUUGAAUAGAGUUUGCUUUAAUGAUGGAUGAGAAAAUAUUAAAUACCAUUUCAAAAUCAAUUGGUUUUGAACAAGUUCGGACUAAAUUAUUUCACCGCAUUCGUCUCUUUAAAUUCACUUGACUAGCCAUAUUAUAUUGAAAGAAGACAAUCAGUUUUUUUCCAAAGCUAUUUUAAUUUAAUUAUCUUUGUUAAAAUUACCUCGAAUUUUGUUAAAAAAUAUACAUUGAUUAAAGAGAACAAAUUUCUGACUUGGAACUUGGCAGAAAUUUUUUUUUGUUUACUUUCUUUUUUAAUUUUUUUUUUAAUUGUUAAAAUUAUUUUUAGAUUCUAGAGCGAAUUUAAUUUAAAUAUUUGAAAAAUUUAAGAGUGCAGGAUUUACUUUUUAAAAUUUAAUUCACUUAUUUUUAUUUUCUAUGUUAAAAGUAAUUUCUUUGCAUUUAUGAUGUUCAAAUCGUUGAAAAUUUGCCAUUUUGUGAAUCUUCGAAGAGAUGCAAAGAUCAAACCAAACUCUCUUUGAAAAGAAAAAGUUUGCUUAAAGAGAAUUUUGCGAUGGAGAAGAUAUCCCUUCAAAAAAUGGACAGUGAUUCAACUCCAGACAGUGGUGUCAAGCCUGGCCUUAAUGGAGAACUGAGUUUUAAUUUUGAAGCAAGUUCCAAAGAUCGAGCUUUAAUAUAUGAAGGCCCCAAAGAUUAUCGAACUCUCUUUUGGGAACACAAACACACAACUAUCACUCUAUGUUUUGUGUUCUGGUCUUUUGGAACGUGUGUAGCUUUCUUAGGUCCCACUUUGCUAGAUUUAGGCUGCAAAACUGGAACGGUAUUUUCAACCAUGUCUUUUGUGUUCUUCAGCCAAUCUUUAUUUAUUUUGCUGGGCUCUGCUUGUGCUGGAUUCAUGCUGAAGAGGUUUUCCAAGGAACUAAUGCUGUUGGUCGGAACAACAAUGAUGGCAUUGUCUAUGGCGUCCAUCCCACUAUGCAAUGCCUUAUGGGCCUUGGCCAUUGUCCUGGCAGUUAUGGGAUUUUUUAUGGGUACAAUCGACACGGUGGCCAAUGUAACAAUGAUCUGCAUGUACGGAAAAGAUGUCUCCCCUUUCCUACAGGCUUUGCACUUUUUUUAUGGAGUCGGUGCCUUUCUCAGCCCCAUGAUAGCUCAACCUUUUCUGCUGAAUGAAGACUGUUCACCAUUUAUUUCAAAUGACACCGAACCUCUGUUUCCGGAAGAUGAGAAUGAAGUUCUGCCAGCAUCGACACUGGAGGAGGCCAGGAACAUGACAGAAAUCGAUUAUGCCUUCAUUAUUAUGGCUCUCACAAUGGUUCCAGUCGUUUUGCUGGCUUUUUCACUUCUUGGUAAGAAGCACUGCUUGCAGUGGAUGGGUGGAGGAUCUAAAAACAAAGAUGAAAAGCUGACGAAAGAUUACGAGAGUAUGGAAGAUGCGGAGAAUCACUGUGGAUCAGAUCAAUCCCCUAGAAGUUUAUAUCAAGUGGUGAUCGUCACAGUUCUUUCUGCCAUAUUAAUGUUCCUUUAUGAUGGAUUGCAGGCAGCUUAUGGAGGUUUUAUUUAUUCAUACGCUGUGAAAGGCCCGAUUAAAGUUCAUAAAUCUCACGCAGCUUAUUUGAAUGCCCUUUUUUGGGGUAUGUUUGCGUUAGGCCGUUUAUUCUCAAUCGUUCUGGCAACUAAACUUUCAUCCUCUUUUAUGUUGUUCUGUAACAUUAUGGGUUGCACUGCAGGACUUCUUCUUAUGCUUUCUCUAAGAUACAACUACGUAGUCUUAGUUUUCGGAACGUGCAUUAUUGGGGUUUUCAUGAGCAGCGUAUUCCCAACUGCACUCUCACUCACAGAGCAAUAUAUACACGUCACACCGACAACAACGAGUAUCCUUGUGUUUGGAGCUGCUGUUGGAGAAAUGACAAUGCCCGUUAUCAUUGGCCAUGAGUUUGAGAGAGCUGGUCCAACGAGUUUUCUGGUGAUAGGGAUGAUCCUCUGCUUCAUUUCAAUUAUUGCAUAUAUGACACUGUGGCUUGUCGGACUCACACUCCUCAAACCAGACACCACUCCAGGUAUCAUGGUGUUCUUUGCCAAAGUGAUGCCCCAAACAGUUCAAAAGAUGGAAGGAGAGAAUACCAAUCUAGUCAAUCAAAAUGUGCAAUAUUAUUCUCGUAUGAAUAACAGCGCACCCCACAGUCCGGAUCAGAGUCCAGAAGGUGUUGUGAGUUUCGUGAGGAAAGAAAACGAAGCAGCUCACUGAAAAGGACACGGAUAUAAUUUACAGAGAAAAGAAAUAUAUUUAUUCAUUUGUUGAAUUAAGAGACUUUAAAUUAUUGUACAAAAUGACGAUUAAAUCAUUUACAAUGAAA